Molecule: messenger RNA, 3138 nt
Organism: Caenorhabditis remanei
Lineage: Eukaryota; Metazoa; Nematoda; Chromadorea; Rhabditida; Rhabditidae
Exons: 17
Coding region: 1-3138 (1045 amino acids)
Biological process (GO): intracellular protein transport; exocytosis
Cellular component (GO): synaptic vesicle; membrane
Molecular function (GO): small GTPase binding
Source: RefSeq, a predicted model, not a curated record
AUGUUCUCUCGAAGAACGACACCUUCUCCAUCAAUCACAACUGCUUCUUCUUCCACAUUCUCCAUCUCGAACUUGACGAAUAAUAAUGCGACUUCCACUUCGGAUUUACCUGCUUCCGCUAUUUCUAAUAUUGUUCCCCAAAUUCCGCCCACCCCACGUCGGGUACCUCCGAAAAUUGGACUUUUGCGACAUUUGUCUGGGUUUUUGGAGUCGAAAAAAGAUCUGAUGAAUGAUUGGGAAAUCGGUGGAACGCAAAACAAAUGGGUUUGUCCGAGCGAUCGACAUUUACAUUUAAGAGCACAAUUAAAAUCAGGAUGGUCUGUUCGAACGGCCACAGCGAGAUCUCCAACGAAUUCAAAAGCUCAAACAGGAUCGAUUACAGCUGCAGAACAAGAACAUAUUCAACGAGUUCUUGCGAAAGCCGAGGAGAGUAAAACUAAGGAACAACAGAGAAUCGGAAAAAUGGUGGAUCGUCUGGAGAAAAUGAGAAGACGUGCGACAGGAAACGGUGUUACUCAUUGUCUUCUCUGUCAUACUGAAUUCGGAUUACUCGCUUCGAAAAGCUACGCAGCGAUGUGUGUGGAUUGUAGAAAAUACGUAUGCCAACGAAAUUGUGGUGUCGAAACGACGGAUGUAAGCCAAACAACUGGAAAAGUGGAAACUGUAUUCCUGUGCAAAAUAUGCUCAGAAGCCAGAGAGGUGCUCUGGAAGAAAUCUGGCGCAUGGUUUUACAAAGAAAUGCCAGAAUUCCAAAGACCUGAUGAUCGUCUGCCCUAUUAUACUCCAGUAACUGCAAACGGUUCAGUUCCAAAUGCCAACUCAUCUUCAACUCCACUAUCUGGAACGCCUGCUGCUGGUCCUCAACCAAUGACAAUGCCAUCCACGUCAUCAUGUCAAAUGACAACUCCAAAAUGGGCAUCUCCCGGUGCAUCGAAUUCAACAGCACCACAAAUUACAAAUGGUCCAGCGUCUCCUCUUCCGAAUGGAAAUAGAAGAAAUACUGGAAACGGAGGAAUUGAUUUCCCCAGAUCGAAGUCUCCACGACCAAGGAUUCAACCAAGAUGGGUUAAUGAGAAAGUUAUGAGUAGCAUGUCGGUUGAUGACGAAGAAAAAGCAGCAAGUUCAUCCGAUGGAGAAUCAUUCAUCCAAUCGGGUAUUCCACGUCGUCAAAUUAACAAUAAGACUCCGGUUGCUUCUGCUUCAACGACAACAUCUCCAGCUCCUCCACCAACAUCAACCACUCCAACUUCUCGAAUAGAUGCCAAUAUGGAACGAUUCUCUCGUCAUACGAAUUCCCAUAAAAACAAACCGCUGUACAGUACUGAUAGUGAAGACGAUUCAUCUCCAGAAUCUCGUCCAUCAACAAGGUCUACUUCUCCACGACAUUCUCUAGCAACUCCAUCUUCAUACGCUCAUGACACGUGUCACGAUACAUCACUUCCGGAUGCAGAUACACGUAGCAUUGACAGUGGAGUUGUCCAAUCGGAUCAUUCGAAUCCACAACAAUCUGGUCUCACUUGUUCAUCUUCUUCAUUGACCCCACUUCAACAACAAACAAAUCAUGUAGAUCAUCAUCAUAGCUCUGGAAGAGGUUCUCCAAGAAGAAUCUCUAAUUCAGACAGUGCCACGUCACGAGUAGCUCAAAGUGCAUCAGGUACCUCCCUCGUCACUCCUCCACCUCCAAUCUCUUCCCGAACAAGUCCGGAUCAUCGAACAUCAAGUCCAAUGAAUAUAAUGGAACAUAAAACAUCAAGUGCCAGCACAGCAAGUAGUGGUGGAACAAGAAGAGUUGGUUCAGCUGAGCCGACAAUCAAUAAUCAUCAUUCAACGCAUAAUAAUCAUAAUCAUAAUGAAACGAAACGAUUAAUCACCCAAACCAGCAGAGCUGAAUCUCCGUUAGCGGCUGCUCCAAGUUAUUUGAAUUCUCCGGAUGAAGAUAUGAAGCAACGAACUCGUCGUCGUGACGGUGUUGGUCGUAUCAAUUCUCUUCAACUUAGAACUUCUCUUGAUGACGUGGCACCUCCGGUUCCCCCGGUUGCAGUUUCUAAAAUGAAUGGUCACGUCGUCACUUCUGAAUCCUCCUCCUCCACAUCUCAUCAAAACCAUACUCCAGCUCCCACAACCGUUCCAGUUGUUCUAGAAGAAGAGGAAGAAAAGGCAAUCACAGCGAGUACUGAAUCUGCUUCUGAACCUGGUGCGGUGAUUGACCAACGUCUUCUGACGGCAGCGAGCACGUCGCCUGUCGUAGAGUCAAAGCAUGCUUCUCGUCGUGGUUCUCGUGGUGUAUUCAGUUGCAGCCUAGGAUCAAUCAGUUUGACACUCACCUAUCACUCAGCUGAUAAGAAGCUGAAGAUCCAUUUAAUCCGUGCAAAAAAUCUCAAAGCAAUGGAUUCAAACGGAUUUUCUGAUCCAUACGUGAAAUUUCAUCUACUUCCCGGAAAUACGAAAGCGACUAAAUUGACAUCAAAGACAAUUGAAAAGACAUUAAAUCCGGAAUGGAAUGAAGAAAUGUCAUACUAUGGAAUAACGGAAGAAGAUAAAGAGAAAAAAAUUCUCCGUGUAACAGUACUUGAUCGUGAUCGAAUUGGAUCAGAUUUCCUCGGAGAGACGAGAAUUGCACUCAAGAAAUUGAAUGAUAAUGAGAUGAAGAAAUUCAACUUGUAUUUGGAAAGUGCACUUCCAGUUCCAGUUCAAACGAAAGAAGAGGAAAAUGAGGACAGAGGAAAGAUAAAUGUUGGAUUGCAAUAUAAUAUUCAACAAGGAUCCCUAUUCAUCAAUAUCAACCGUUGCGUUGAGCUAGUUGGAAUGGAUUCAACUGGAUUCUCUGAUCCAUAUUGUAAAGUUUCUUUGACUCCAAUCACGUCGAAAGCCCAUCGAGGCAAGACUUCUACAAAGAAACGAACAUUGAAUCCAGAAUGGAAUGAGCAACUUCAAUUCGUUGUUCCAUUCAAAGAUCUUCCGAAGAAGACACUUCAAAUUGGGGUUUAUGAUCAUGAUUUGGGUAAACAUGAUGACUAUAUCGGUGGAAUUCUCCUUUCCACGUCAGCAAAAGACGAAAGAGGUCGUCAAUGGAUUAAAUGUAUCGAAAAUCCGGGAACAUUGGUUGAAGCGUGGCAUCGUCUUGAAUUGGAUUCGUAG